AUGCGCGCAACACGACCCGCUUCUCAUCUUACCCCCUUGGGCCAAAUCUUUUCCGCCCAAUGUAUUCCACCACAGCCUUUCACCUCACCAUCGUCCAUGCACACAAUGGAUCGGGUUUCUGGUCUUCCUGAAGUACCCCAAUCAGAACCCAUCCUACCGACCUCAUACCGGGAAUUUCGCCCUCAACAAAUCCCAUCUUCCCCACCUUCUGUGGCAUCCGACAUUGGCAGCGGACGAAAACUUCGUAAACCUCCAACGGUUACGCCUCGGUCGUUUAGGCGCUUUUUCACCCCACGGUCUUUACUAAACAGCGGAAGUAAUGGCAGCGUCAAAACAAGUCGACAGGCUUUGCGAGUGUUGAAUUCACCGGCCGUCAACCGACUCGGUCCCGCAUUCACCAGAUCGUCCGAUGGUCGCCCCCAAAGCCCUUGUGAUGGCGGACUGCCAGAGGAAACCUUUCGAACACCGAGUCGGAAACGGAAACAUUCAUUUUCCUCGGUUGCGUCGCCGCUGCAAUCUUCACCACUGAAAAAAGUUCGUCUGCGCUCUCCGGUUGUCAAUAAUGAGGUGGAACAAAAAACCGUGAUUCGAGAUGUCGAUUUGAGCGCGCGAGGGCGUUAUCGCGAAGCUACACCUCCGAGCCCCCCGAAGCAUCGGCCAGUCUCGCCGGUCACUCGAUCACGGGCGUUGCAGACUUCUGGAGCUUUGUUUAUGCGCACACUGCGGGGAAGCCGUGCUGACCGGCUCACUAUCCGAUCGACUGCUGGAGCUGGUUGGCAAGAUGUCACUUCGGACUUUCACACACGACCAGAAGACCGUCACUCAUGUACAAGUUAUGCCAACGAAGGACAAUUAGCACUUCCGUUUUGUAAUGCGUCUUGUAACACAAACUCACUAGUGGCCGUGGGCGAUGAAGAAGGAGGAAUCCGUUUGCUUGAUUCGUCCAAGGAGGAUGAGCGAGGCUUUUCUGGCGCAUAUCUUGGUUUUCGUCCUCACAUGAACUCCAUUAUGGAUCUGGAGUUCUCUUCGGAUGAUAUGCUGCUGGCUACGGCCUCUGGCGAUCAAACAUCACUGGUCAUUGAUAUGACCACGCAACGACCAAUUCACUGCCUGUCCAACCAUGUGUCUUCGGUAAAGCGAGUGCAGUUCCAGCCAGCUUCGAACAACAAAGUCCUGGCUACUUGCAGUCGUGAUGGUAACGUCAAUAUUUGGGAUCUUCGUUGCAAAGGGUUUGAGCGCCCUUCACUGCAAGUCCGUUGCUCAUUGGAGUCGGAGGCUGAAAGCUCGACGAUGCCUGCUCCGAAAAUGACAUAUCCACACGUUCUCAACACAAUCCAUGGUGCUCAUGCUUAUACAACACCACAAAAACCAGCCAUUGAUAAGUUCGAACAGCCUUCCUUUGGACGAUCUGACAUUACCGUUACAUCGUUGGCCUUUCUCCCUCCUGGCCAAGAAAAUCUUUUUGUUACCGCGUCUGAGGCUAGUGCAAGUGUUCGUCUUUGGGACUUGCGGACCGCGCACAACAGCCGUCGUGGUCGACCUGUUCUCCCAUUGUCCACGACCAGGGAGCCAGACAGCCAUGUAAAAUAUCGACGCUUUGGUUUAACCUCGAUGGCAUUUGGUGGCGAUGGCUCAAGGCUGUACACCCUUUGCAGAGACGGCACUGUCUAUGCAUACUCUACCUCGCAUCUGGUACUUGGUCAUGCUCCAGAACUUUCUUUGAAUAACGACCGCCCACGCCGCUCUGGAGGCUCCGACAAAGAAGGGCUGGGGCCUUUGUACGGGUUUCGCCACCCAAGGCUCCAAGUUUCCUCAUUCUACGUCAAACUUGCAAUGCGCAAGGCAGCCAACGACCGCCCCGAAAUGCUAGCAGUCGGCAGUAGCGAUCAGUGUCCAAUACUUUUCCCUACUGAUGAGUGUUUUCUCCAGUCUCCGGUCAAAAAGUUCCAAGAAGAUGAUCUCCCGCGCCAACCAUCCUUGUUCACCACUCGAUCGGGACUUCGGCGUACCAACUCUGGCUUGGGCUUAUCUGGACGUCUUGAGGACACUAUCCCUAUUCACCAAUCGGGCACUCCUCUUGUUGAAGGUCAUCAGAAAGAAGUGACGGGUAUGUCAUGGACUGUUAAUGGUGAGCUCAUCACAGUUAGCGAUGACUACAGCGCUCGCUGUUGGCGUGAAGGUCCCGAAGCUCGCGAGCUUCGUAAUUCUGGUGAAUCCGAGGGACGUCGCUGGCAAUGCGGCUGGGCUGCUACGAAAGACUCAUAUGACGAUGAAGAUGAAUGA
Molecule: messenger RNA, 2283 nt
Organism: Penicillium angulare
Lineage: Eukaryota; Fungi; Ascomycota; Eurotiomycetes; Eurotiales; Aspergillaceae
Product: WD40 repeat domain-containing protein
Exons: 3
Coding region: 1-2283 (760 amino acids)
Biological process (GO): proteasome-mediated ubiquitin-dependent protein catabolic process
Cellular component (GO): nucleus
Molecular function (GO): protein-macromolecule adaptor activity; protein binding
Source: RefSeq, a predicted model, not a curated record